Molecule: messenger RNA, 2202 nt
Organism: Anopheles marshallii
Lineage: Eukaryota; Metazoa; Arthropoda; Insecta; Diptera; Culicidae
Gene: Neurochondrin
Product: neurochondrin homolog
Exons: 1
Coding region: 1-2202 (733 amino acids)
Biological process (GO): regulation of neuronal synaptic plasticity; neuron projection development
Cellular component (GO): dendrite
Source: RefSeq, a predicted model, not a curated record
AUGUCGGCCGAAGUGAGUGAACCCAUCAAAAAGUGUUCGCUGAUUCUGAAGAACGCAAAGAGUGACACGGAAAAGUUUGCCGCACUGUUCAUGGUGACGAAGCUGAUCAAGGGGAAAGACUGCAACCAGGCCGGCAAACGCAUGCUGUUCGAAUCGAUCGGGUUCGAAUUUUUGCGCAAGUUGCUCACGAGCAAAGACGUACCGGAUGAUUGUCCCGCCUCGGUCUAUCAGAGUGUAGCGCUGUCGAUUCUCACUUGCUUCUGUGAAGAUGAGCAGCUCGCGACGCACCAGGACAUGCUUGACAGCAUACCGGUGUUUCUGGGGAUCGUGUCGACGUGCGAUGACGACGAGUACGACGAUAAUCUGAUCGUCAUCAACGAGGCGUACCACUGUCUGCAGAGCAUUUCGCUGUACGAAAGUGGCCGGCUGGCUCUGCGCAAGCAUGAUGUCAUCACAAAGAUGGCGCAGAUCUACACGCAGCGCAGCUUCCAGAUCGACGAGGCACUGACGUUGAUCGUGACUUUGGUAUCCCGCUUUGGGGCCAACUCGUGGGAAAGCGAUCCAAAGCUGUUCCAUGCGUUGCUGCAGCGCGUGUCGCUAGACUUUGAGACGGAUCACGCCGAGCGCAAGUUCGAGCUGGCGGAGAUGAUCAGUGCACUGCUGUUCCACUGUCGUCGAGAUCUGGUUGCGCGCACGGUUCAGGGCGAAAUCUGGCCCGAAUGCUUGUACAAGGGAAUCAGCGAUAUUUUGAAAAGCAAAAUCGGUAAGGCACAGCGCGAUCCAGCCCUGAAGCUGGCAGCGAACGCGGUUGAUGUGCUCGGUAUCGAGUGGACAUUGCACGAUGUGGAAAAUCCGAAGAAAUUUUUCCUUCUGCUACUGCAGCUGGCCGCGAUCGAGGUGCGCAUGCAGAUGGAUAACAAAAGCUUCAAUCAGUGCGUUCAGCAAGCCGAUCUGAUCACUGCCUGCUUCAUUAUUCUCGAGCUGUCGAUCAAUUAUAUGUCCACAGAUCAGCUCGAUCUCGAUCAGAAGGACAAACAGCAGGUUUAUACCGGCCUUAAGGGAGCCUUCUCUGCCGUGCUCGGUUUGUUGGUAAAGUUAGCGAAUGAUACCAAAAAAGAUCGGCUGCAGAAAACGGAGAAGGCGUUCGCGUACGCGAUGGUGCGCGUACUGACUGCCUGGUUGGCGCAGGAAACGACGGCCAUGAAGAAUCACGUCGCUAAGGUUCUGCCGUUCCUGUUCAAGCUAGCCAAUGAGUCAUUCUACGAAUCGCGCGACUACCGCAUCGCGCACAAGGCUGACAACGUGGACGAUCACGAGCAGCAACCGCCGGCCGACAUUCUGCGCGUGAUGCUACCCGCCAUCUGUCACCUGGUGGUGGAGGAGGAGGCACGUCAGAUCUUUCUGAAGGAGAAAGAAGAGCAGGUGCUGUACGAUUGUCUUCUGUUCCACUGGUCGAUUGCACACUACAAAAAACCACCGGUACCUCGCGCCGAACGUCUCAAGCGCAUGAACGAACCAGACCCAGAACUGACACCACAGCAGCUGGACGACAUGAAGGAUUCGCGAACGGCAAUCGUUAGCCUGUGCAAUAUCCUGAUGAACAUAACCGUGCUUGAGGCCAAGCUGGUGGAAGAGAGCACAUUGUUCGCCCAACUUCUGCGGUUCAUCUUCGAAAACUUACCAGAGCUGAAGGAUAUCCCGGACAAUCUUGUAAUGCACGGUCAUCUGGCCGUACUCGGGCUGUUACUGCUGAAGCAACAAGCUUCCAAGAUCAAAAAGAAUGAUUUCUCCAUCUGCCGCUACAUCCAGACGACGAUCCGGUUCCUGUGGGACGCGUACAACAUCGACGAAUCGAACGAUCCGCAGGCAUUGGUAGUGUCACUGCAGUACAAGGAGCACUGGUUCGAGAUCAUGGAGCUGUGGUUCCUGGGCAUGCAGACGAUGAGCGGCAUUAUCAAGCUGAUUCCCUGGAUCUCCGAGUUUGCGAUCGAGAGUGGAUGGGCCGAGGGCAUUGUGGAAACGCUGCGCAAGGUGAAGAUUGGCACGUUGCCGCCGAACGUGAAACUGGCGUACGAAGACUUCCUUUCGCAGCUCGUCGACGCUAAUCCGGCCGUAGCGCCCGUGCUCAAGAAGGCGGACGCCCUCAAAGUGUGUCGCAACCAUCGGAUGAUGGAUCUGGGCAAGAAGCUGUUUGGAGACUAG